This is a messenger RNA of Lemur catta (Ring-tailed lemur), 3108 nucleotides long. It is a transcript of the gene DPP7, whose product is annotated as dipeptidyl peptidase 7. The record is from RefSeq and is a predicted model, not a curated record. Bases 830 to 2953 code for a protein of 707 amino acids. Gene Ontology annotation, cellular component: vesicle. Gene Ontology annotation, molecular function: serine-type exopeptidase activity; dipeptidyl-peptidase activity. Gene Ontology annotation, biological process: proteolysis. NCBI's taxonomy places the organism in Eukaryota, Metazoa, Chordata, Mammalia, Primates, Lemuridae. The transcript is spliced from 13 exons.
CUCCUGCCUUGGCCUCCCAAAGUGCUAGGAUUACAGGCAUGAGCUACUGCGCCCAGCCUGUGAAUGUACUUAAUUCCACUGUAUUCAACGCUUGAAAGUGGUUCCAUGGCUGAGGCUGGGCCGCCCACCCCCACCGUCCUGGCCCGCGGCCCCAGCAGGUCUGGCCACACUGGACGGAUGUAGCCGCACACGUGGCCGAGCUGGCCCCUCACCAGGCACCAUCCACCCUCUGGGUGCUCCCUGGAGGGCAGAGGCCCGCGGUUCCCCAUCCCUUCACCCUGAAGGCCACGUGGGCACAGUAGACCCCGUCAGGAGAGUGGGUGAGGACUCCCUGGCUCUUAGGAGUCAACAGCCACACCCCCCACCCCGCCCAAACCUGCAGGGGCCGCCCACACUCCUGCCUGCUCCGAGGCCCUCGGUCAUCCACCUGCCCAGACCCUGCUGUCACCUGGAUAAGCCCAGUGUCCUUUCUCUGAGUGCUGUCACUCCACAUGGGACCCCUGCCACCCUAGCUCCCUACUCCUGACCCUGCCUGGGAGCCUGGGGCCUUGUCCUCGUGGGGCUGGCAGCACAGCGGGCCACGGACCAGGGCUGGGAGGGGCUGGGCAGUAGGGCAGGUGACGCGCCCUGGCCCAGCGCCAGCCCCAUGGGGGCUGCAGCCGCCGGUUGGAGGACAAGCUGGUGCUGAGGCCAUGGAGACCACCCAGGAUCCGCAGCCCCAGGGGACCUCCCCCCCUCACAGACACCCCUCCAGGGACCCUGCUGCCUCUCUGGAGGACAGGUGCCCCCCUAGCACCAGGCCUCAACCUCAGCCUGCUCAUGUGUCCCCAUGGCAACCGUCUCCGCGGGACACAGUGGGUGCCCAGGAACCUUUGCUUACGCUGCCUGGGACUCCAGCCACUGUCCUGCGGAGCGGACAGCCCCGCCCAGGCUGCCACGUGAGGCAGCCCCCAACUGUCAUGUGACCCCCGAUCAUGUGACCACCUGUGCCCGCCCGGCAAACCCAGGCAUGAGCCCGUCGCACCAGGCACCCGCGGCCCGGCCGGCCCCUUCCUGGGCCCCAGUCCUGCUGCUGGUGCUCGGGCUGCACAGCCUCCAGGCCGGGGCCCGCAGAGCCACAGACCCCAACUUCCAGGAGAGGUAUUUUGAGCAGCUUCUGGACCAUUUCAACUUCGAGAGAUUCGGCAAUAAGACCUUCCCCCAGCGGUUCCUGGUGUCAGACGAGUUCUGGGACAGGACCAAGGGGCCCAUCUUCUUCUACACCGGGAACGAGGGGGAUGUGUGGUCCUUCGCCAACAACUCGGGCUUCAUCUCGGAGCUGGCGGCCCAGCAGGGGGCCCUGCUGGUCUUUGCAGAGCACCGGUACUACGGGAAGUCGCUCCCGUUCGGUGCGUGGUCCACAAGGCGCGGGUUCACGGAGCUGCUGACGGUGGAGCAGGCCCUGGCCGACUUUGCGGUGCUGCUCCAGGCGCUGCGCCAGGACCUCGGGGCCCAGGACAGCCCUGCCAUCGCCUUCGGGGGCAGCUACGGAGGCAUGCUCAGCGCCUACAUGAGGAUGAAGUACCCCCACCUGGUGGCCGGGGCGCUGGCGGCCAGCGCACCUGUUGUAGCUGUUGCAGGUCUCGGAGACUCCGCCCAAUUCUUCCGGGACGUCACGGCGGACUUUGCCAGCCAGAGUCCCAAAUGUGCCCAGGGUGUGCGGGACGCCUUCCGGCAGAUCAAGGACUUAUUCCUACGGGGAGCCUACGACACGGUCAGCCGGGAGUUUGGCACCUGCCAGCCACUCUCGGGCCCCAAGGACCUGACCCAGCUCUUUGUGUUUGCCCGGAAUGCCUUCACCGUGCUGGCCAUGAUGGACUACCCAUACCCCACCGACUUCAUGGGGCCUCUCCCCGCCAACCCUGUCGGGGUGGGCUGUGACCGGCUGCUGAGUAAGGCUCAGAGGAUUUCGGGGCUGCGGGCUCUGGCAGGUACGUGUUCCCCUCGGCCCCAGACUGGGCGAGCAUGGAGACCCCAGCGCUGGCGCAGGGCCUGGUGGGGCCACGUCUGCAGCCCUGGCCUGGGGGCUCUGCCUCCUGUCCUAGUGGGGCCGUGGGCCGUGUGGGCUGGGGGCGUGACCACCCAGCAGUCCAGGGGAGGCAGUGGCCACGCUGAGGACCCCUCCCAGCCUUGCCUGGGGCCGGCCCGCGAGGGUGUGCUGCUCGGCAGGGCCUCUGGUGCGGAGGGGCCCAGCCCUGCCCGCCCUCGGGGCUGCGCUCACCCCAGACCCCCAGCAGGUGGCCCAGGGGCUUUCCUCACUGGGACCCAGAGCCCCUGCCCACCUGCAAGACCCUUCCCCGGGGGACAGGCUGGUGGCCCGAGCAUGCGGUGCCUGUGUCUGGCUUCCUGGCCCCAGCACCCCUCCUCCCCAGGACUGGUCUACAACGCCUCGGGCACGGAGCGCUGUUUCGACAUCUACCGGCUGUACCGCAGCUGUGCCGACCCCACAGGCUGCGGCACCGGCCCCAACGCCAAGGCCUGGGACUACCAGGCCUGCACCGAGAUCAGCCUGACCUUUGCCAGCAACAACGUGACCGACAUGUUCCCCGCCCUCCCGUUCACCGAGGAACUCCGCCAGCAGUACUGCCUGGACACUUGGGGCGUGUGGCCACGGCGGGACUGGCUGCGGACCAGCUUCUGGGGGGCCGACCUCAGAGCUGCCAGCAACAUCAUCUUUUCCAACGGUGACCUGGACCCCUGGGCAGGGGGCGGGAUUCGGCGGAACGUGAGCGCCUCUGUCGUCGCCGUCGGCAUCCGCGGGGGGGCGCAUCACCUGGACCUCAGAGCGUCCCACCCGGAAGACCCGCCCUCCGUGCUGGAGGCGCGACAGCUGGAGGCCGCCCUCAUCGGCCAGUGGGUGAGGGCUGCGCGGCGUGAGCAGCGGCCGGUCCCGCGCGCGGGGCGCAGGGGCUGAGACCGCAGGACCCGGGAGCGCCGCGAGUUCCCCGUGGAGUGAGGCGCCCGCUGGAUCCCGAGGCCGGGCCCAUGGUGGCCGCCCAGCGCGGGGACUUUGCUUGCCGGAGGGGCUGGCGCAAAGGGAAGGGGCCGAAUAAAGACCGCUGGCCGGUU